ACAUGACAUGUUAGAUUUACACAUUACACGGUUUGUGCCCGUGGCAUUUUCGUCCUUCCUUCCUUCCCUCUAUGUUCUUUCUUCCUUCUUUCUUCUCUCACUUCAUCUUUUGAAUCAAUGUCAUCCAUCCCCAACAACCGCACAUGCAUCACCAUCAGAUGUUGUUCUGAGUGAAUGCUGCUACCCUUUAAGGCCCUUGACUUCAUAGCUAGAGAAGUUCUUGCACUUUGCUUGAUUUUUGUCUCUUUCCUUGAGGAGUUUAUCGGAUUCUUCCUUUGCCAAAUCUUGAUUACUUAGGUUCUUCAAUUGGGAUGAAACAUGAAGACUUGGGUUUGAUUUUACAAUAAAAAGAUAUUGGUGUUCAGCUAAGUCAAGUUAAUGUUUGAGAUACAGAAAAAGGGAGAAGCAAAAUUGGUGUAACUUUUCUAAUUUGUUGGCCUGGUAUUGUAGAGAAGUGUGGUUGCAACCUGGUUGGGGGAUAUUUUUACUGAUUUUACGAUGGAUUCAAUUCAAAAUAAAGUUUAUUACUGUUGUGUUUCCAAGGGUAACAACAUUCUGUAUGUGUAUAGUGGUGGAGACCAAGAAGUUGAGAAUGUUGCUGCCUUGUGCUUGGAGAGGUCUCCUCCUUUCCACAGGUGGUAUUUUGAGACAGUAGGUAAAAGGACUUAUGGGUUUUUUAUGGAAGAUGGGUAUGUUUACUUCACAAUUGUUGAUCAAGGUCUUGGUAACCUGGUAGUUCUUCGGUUUCUGGAGCAUGUUAGAGAUGAAUUUAGAAAGCUUGCUAAAAAGGGUUCGAGAGGAUUUUUGCCAAACAUGAAUUCGAUUCACAUUCAGGAAAAACUGGUUCCUGUCAUUCGCGGUCUGAUCACUUCAUUGGAGAGUGUAUCGCAUGGUAGUAGUAAUUGGAGAGAUGUAACCUCCUCGUCUUUUCAUGUGGACCUAUCUCCAUCACCAAGUAAUUUGAAUGGAAAAAUUGAAGGUGCUAGUUCAACAAAAGCCCCAUUAUUGGGAAAAUCUAACAAGGCGGAGAAGAAGAAAGUAAAGGAUCAUGUGAUUGCUAUGAGAGAUGUUGAGUUGGAGGAGCAUCGAAAGUCUACAGAAAGAGGAGCAAGGAUUGAUUCAGGCAAUUUGGAUAGUGUUAGCCAAGGUGGUGCUGGUGCAUCAGUCUCUUUGCAAAAGGAUUCGGGUUCAAUGAGGAUGAGAUCAGGCCCUCAAAACAUUCGGAAGAAAUGGUGGCGCCAAGUACGCAUUGUUCUAGCAAUUGAUGCAGCUGUGUGUAUAAUACUAUUUGUCAUCUGGUUAGUAAUAUGUCAUGGUAUAUCAUGCAUUCGGUAGAUUUCAAUCUUCUUGCAUGACUCUCAAUUUGAAUCACUAUCAUAUUGGAACUCGAGAUUUUCCAUGCAUGAUCUGAUCAACAACAGAAAUUGGUUUCUUCAAUGGACCAUGUAGAUGGAAGUUUACAUACUGGUCAUGUCUAUUAGAUCUUUAGUGCUAUUUGCAGGCACGUGCUUCUUGUCACCGAUAUAUAAGCAUUUUACUUUUACAAGUCUACUGUACAGUUUCGUUACUUCUAGACAUCUGUACUUGUAUAUGAAUUUUGGGAAGAUUUUAAAGGUUCUUGGUUGGCAUGUUUCUAUA
This is a messenger RNA of Cajanus cajan (pigeon pea), 1638 nucleotides long. Its product is annotated as SNARE-like superfamily protein. Gene Ontology annotation, cellular component: membrane. The record is from RefSeq and is a predicted model, not a curated record. Lineage: Eukaryota; Viridiplantae; Streptophyta; Magnoliopsida; Fabales; Fabaceae.